Messenger RNA from Ipomoea triloba (trilobed morning glory), 1306 nucleotides. Its product is annotated as mitochondrial uncoupling protein 5-like. NCBI's taxonomy places the organism in Eukaryota, Viridiplantae, Streptophyta, Magnoliopsida, Solanales, Convolvulaceae. Bases 211 to 1209 code for a protein of 332 amino acids. The transcript has a single exon. Gene Ontology annotation, molecular function: thiosulfate transmembrane transporter activity; oxaloacetate transmembrane transporter activity; malate transmembrane transporter activity. The record is from RefSeq and is a predicted model, not a curated record. Gene Ontology annotation, biological process: oxaloacetate transport; succinate transmembrane transport; malate transmembrane transport.
ACGCGUUCUCUUGCCGGAGAUAUCACACUGCGCAUACGCUUUCUUUCCUUCCAGCUUCCAUUUCGCUUAAUUAUUUUUUCAGAUUGUUACCUAUAAAUUCUCAUGGCUCUUCACUUUUGUUUUCCACUCAAACGAGCUCAAUUCUGGCAUUUCGCACUUAAUAUUGAUUCUUUUAUUCUUUCAUUAUUUUUCUUCUGAUUCAAACAAAUCAUGGGUUUGAAAGGUUUUGCUGAAGGUGGAGUGGCUUCCAUUGUAGCUGGUUGUUCUACCCACCCUCUAGACCUCAUCAAGGUCCGUAUGCAGCUUCAAGGUGAAUCUUCUCUACCCAAAUUCAACCCCAACCCGCAAUUUUCUUCUCAGCUCCGGCCCGCGUUAGCCUUCCACGGUAAUCCAUCGAUGACUGUUAAUGCGGGCUUGAAUGUUGACCCGUUCCCACAACCCAGAGCACCCGUCAGGGUGGGACCCAUUUCUGUGGGGGUGCGGAUUUUCCAGACGGAGGGUGUUUCCGCUUUGUUCUCCGGCGUCUCCGCCACGAUGCUCCGGCAGGCGAUGUAUUCAACCACUAGGAUGGGGCUAUAUGACGUGUUUAAGCAAAAAUGGGCCAACCCCGAAACAGGAAACUUGUCUCUCGGCCGGAAAUUGGUUGCCGGCUUGUUGGCCGGCGGUGUAGGGGCGGCGGUUGGGAACCCGGCGGACUUGGCCAUGGUGCGCAUGCAAGCCGACGGGCGGCUCCCGGCUUCACAGAGGCGGAACUACAAGGGCGUUGUGGACGCGAUCGUGAAAAUGUCGAAGCAGGAAGGGGUUGCUAGCUUGUGGCGCGGCUCAGGGCUUACGGUGAACCGCGCGAUGAUCGUUACGGCGUCGCAGCUGGCCUCCUAUGAUGAAAUCAAGGAGGCGAUCUUGGAGCGUGGGGUGAUGAGUGAUGGGCUCGGGACCCACGUUACGGCGAGCUUUGCGGCGGGGUUCGUGGCGGCGGUGGCGUCGAACCCGGUGGAUGUGAUAAAGACCCGGGUGAUGAAUAUGAAGGUGGAGCCAGGGGUGGCGCCGCCGUACUCCGGUGCAUUGGAUUGUGCCGUCAAGACUAUUAGAUCGGAAGGGCCGAUGGCUCUCUACAAAGGCUUCAUUCCCACAAUUUCUAGGCAGGGACCUUUUACCGUGGUCCUCUUCGUGACACUAGAACAAGUUAGAAAGCUCCUCAAAGAUUUCUAAUUCUUUGUAGUCCAAAUUAUUAAGCUACUGAUACAACAUACAAGUAUUAAUUCUUAGUACUUUAUACACAUAAAGCAAACUCUUCUUGAUCUUUCAA